UGACUAACUUGAGUGGCACUGGGCUCUGCGUCAGUCCUAGGGAAGACUGGAAUGUGCAGGGUUUGGAGGUCACCUAGGCUGGCCAGCAACUUCUUAGGGGAAGUGAACUACUUGGGGUGUUCUUAGAGAUGGGUUGCUGCUGGGACCCGCUGCUCUUGGCCCCAGGUGCCAUGACACUGGUGAGGGUGUGGCUACUGGUGCUGUCGUUCAAUAUAGACCUGGCCCAGAAGAAUCUGGAAGAGGUGCCAGUGCAGCCGGACUUUGAUGCACAUAAGGUGGAAGGACGUUGGUUUACCAUCCAACUGGCCACAAGCCUCAGGGACCUAGUCUUGCCCACUGACCCCCUGAGACUUUCUCUCCACUCCAUUUGGACCAGAGACAAUGGGGAUGUGAACUUUGUGCUGUUUGAGAAAGGAGAGGGGUUGUGCACAGGAUUUAAUGUUACCGUCCAUCCAACUGGGCUCCAAGGCCAGUACCAAGGAACCUUUGAUGGGGGCAAAUUGCACGUGCAUUUCGUCAGCACUGACUACAACCACCUCAUUCUUUAUGCACGUUUUGAGGACAACGAAGUCAUCAACCUGUGGGCACUUCUGGCGAGAAGAAUGCUUGAAGAUCCCAUGUGGCUGGGCAAAUACCUGGGAUUUGUAGAGAAAUUCUACCUUCAAAAGGCCCUCGUCUUCAACAUAGCUGACCAGUGUCCCCCAGACAGGGCCUCGAUGAGCCCACUGCUUGAGGCUUCCACAUGAGCCCCUCAACCUUCUGCCGCUCAGCCUCCUUCGGUUUUCUCACCAGGGCCAGCAGCUCAAAAAACCCCUCUGUCCCUCCUAGGGGUCUGGAUCCCAGAGCCCAGAACUCAGGGCCUGCAGCUGACCCCUUCCGGCUUUGUCUUUCCCCACCCACUUUCUGUGGUAAUCAAUAUUAUCAAACAACAGGGACAGACAUGCAAGGCUCCCAGCCUGGCCUGUGGCUUAGGAUCUAUGGGCUUGCAAAGGGGUGAGCAAAGCUCUGUGUUCAGAAAGCUCCCCGAUCUUGCACACAGAAGUGUUUCUUGAGGAAUGAGGGGAGGCCCAGGCACAGGAUGCUUGCCUAGCACACUCAAGACCUAGCUUCCCUCCAUCUUUGGUAACAAAUGAAGAGUGAUUUGAAUACAUAGAGAUGUGACAUCCCUGUGUAGCCUUCAAUGUUUUAGGAAGCAUGACCCUCACUCAGUAAUAAAUAAAACUGUAAAAAGUAA
Messenger RNA from Rattus norvegicus (Norway rat), 1234 nucleotides. The record is from RefSeq and is a predicted model, not a curated record. NCBI's taxonomy places the organism in Eukaryota, Metazoa, Chordata, Mammalia, Rodentia, Muridae.